Messenger RNA from Stylonychia lemnae, 573 nucleotides. Lineage: Eukaryota; Ciliophora; Spirotrichea; Sporadotrichida; Oxytrichidae. The record is from the annotation of a GenBank genome assembly.
AUGAGGUUAUAAAUCUAGAUUAGAGUUAAACAAAUUAAAGAUCUCUUCAAUCUAUUGCAAAUGAAUCCAUUUCUGAUGAUUAAAAUUCUACUGCAGAAAAUUCUUAAGGAAAUAGCUCCUUGGCUGAAGAUGUAUCAUUUCUUUCUUAAAAAAAAUAAAUCUAAAUUCCCAUAGCAGCAAACUAGAACAAUUAAGUCAAUAAAAAUUAAAAUGUAGACUAUAUAUAUGAAAGUUAUGGAAAUAUUCCUAAUACUGUUCUAUAGUCAUGGGUACUUGCUUUAAUCCAAACUGGAGGAAUUGUAUGUCUUUUUUGUUGCUGCUUUACAAUAGGGGUUAAGAAAAAAUACAAGUAUAAAAAUGGUAGAGUAAGCUAAAAAUAUGAAUGCUGUGACUGCUUUAACAGCACCCCUAGAUACAAAGAAAAACAUUCUGAACUAAAUGAAGCCAUAAAACGAGGGAUAGUAGGAAAAUAAGAAGAUGAUAAAAAUUAAAUAAUUUAGGGUACCCAAAGUAAUUAAGUAAUGGAGUUAAGCUAGAUCCAUUAAGGAAAUAAUAGCAAUCAUAUUUUCUUGA